AUGGCCAUUAGCAACGGACGACGCCCAGAACCGCGUUUCGACUGGUUCGUGCCAAUUGAUGGAGACGGUGAGCGCGCCGGUACGGUCCGGGCAGACCGCCCGCCGACAUUUGAAUAUCUCAAGCAAGUGGCGGAAACCGCGGAAGAAUGCGGCUUUUACUCGAUGCUCAUUCCCACCCGCUUCGCCAACGGGCUGUUUUCGGAGGACGCGCCGCUGGCUGAGACGUGGACGACGGCCACCGCGCUGGCCGCGGUGACCUCGCGGAUCCGCUUCCUGGUGGCGGUGAGGCCCGGGUUCAUCGCGCUGGGGUUGUUCGCGCAGAUGGCCGCCGCGCUGCACCAGAUUUCGGGCGGGCGUUUGGACAUCAACAUCGUGCCCGGCGGUAUCCAGAACGACUUUGAACGCGUCGGCGAGGUCAGCGACCACGCGACGCGCUACGAGCGGGCAGAAGAAUUCAUCCAGGCCUGCCGCGCCCUGUGGCAAGACCCGCAGCCGGUGACAUACUCCGGCGAUUUCUACCAGCUUGCCGACGCCUACUGCGCGCCGGCCCCGGGUCGGGACGCUCCCCAGUUCUACCUGGGCGGCGCGUCGCCGCGCGCGCUGGGGCUUUCCGCGCGCCAGGCGGACGUGCACCUGGGGUGGAUUGAGCCGCUGGAGGAUACCGCGCAGCGCGUGGCCGAUCUGAAGCAGCAAUUUGCCGGCACGGGCCGGCCGCUCACCCUCGGUUUGCGCACUCACCUGGUAAUACGAGACGACGAGGAGGAGGCGUGGCAGGCGGCGCGUCGGCUCAUCGCCGACGCAGCACCGGAAGUGAAGGCGCAGCGGCAGGCCGCCAUCGUGGGCACGCCCAUGGUGGGGCAGCAGGCGCAGGCCCGGGAAGCCGAGGACCAUCGGCUGGGGCGACACCUGUGGAACGGCCUUUCCGAGGUCCGGGUCAACUGCGGCAGCGCGCUGGUUGGUACGCCGGAACAGGUGGCCGACGAGCUGCUGGGUUACUGGCGGCUGGGGAUCGACGAGUUCAUCCUCAGCGGCUUCCCGCACGUCGAGGAGUGCCAACGAGCGGCCGAGGACCUGUUGCCGUUGGUGCGAGACCGGGUGGCGGCGGAAAUCCGGUGA
This is a messenger RNA of Geodia barretti, 1116 nucleotides long. The record is from the annotation of a GenBank genome assembly. NCBI's taxonomy places the organism in Eukaryota, Metazoa, Porifera, Demospongiae, Tetractinellida, Geodiidae.